Heterostelium album PN500 is the source of this 2640-nucleotide messenger RNA. Its product is annotated as ABC transporter A family protein. The coding region runs from base 1 to 2640 and encodes 879 amino acids. Gene Ontology annotation, cellular component: membrane; intracellular membrane-bounded organelle. The record is from RefSeq and is a predicted model, not a curated record. The transcript is spliced from 9 exons. Gene Ontology annotation, biological process: lipid transport; transmembrane transport. Gene Ontology annotation, molecular function: ATP hydrolysis activity; ATP binding; ABC-type transporter activity. NCBI's taxonomy places the organism in Eukaryota, Evosea, Eumycetozoa, Acytosteliales, Acytosteliaceae.
AUGACAACCGACUUGUUUUUUGGUUCUGAUCAAAUUUUGGUACCAAAAAUCUAUAGUUUAGUCUUGGCAAUCAAAAUAACUAGAUCAAAAAUGAUCACAAUUAGAGGUCAAAUUUCAGCUUUGCUGCAUAGAAAUUUUAUAUUACAAUUCAGACAGAUCAAAACAAAUGUAGCACAGUUGGUUUUUCCAAUUCUUUUGAUGAUCGUUCUAAUUACGAUGAAUAAUGCAUUGAAGAAAGCAAUGGAACAAAAUGGAAACAACGGUGAUAAUCAACAGUACAACGUCUACAAGAGUACCUAUAACUUUGAUCAAUCAACCGGUACCUACUAUUGGUUCAAGAAUCCACCUGCUGGCUGGGAUGCUGCCGGUAUCAAUAAUAUUUCUCAACCGAAUACCACUCUACUCGGUAAUUUAAAGGGAGGUAUCUAUACUCUCUACAACUCCACCGGGUACAUCAAUAUUCCGGUUCCAGUGUUCAAGGAGAUAACCAAUGGAUCGAUCGAUGAAGCAAUGUACGAUUACUUUUACAAUACAGUGCUUCCCGAUUUCCCAAAGUAUGCAUACAAUUUCGAUAAUUUUUCAUACAUCAUUCCAUCGUAUGGUAUUACAUUCAACGAACUCUCACUCUCCCAAAAGAUCUUGAACUACUCCAUCGAGAACUUCUAUACCGCAAUGAACAAUGGUCCAUACUCUUACAAUUUCGUAAGAAGUUAUUGGGAUUCAAGUGAUGGUGAUUUCAUAUCGAUGUUAAACAAUGCAUUUAUUAAAAUGACAUUGGGACAAAACUAUUAUAUAAAUGGAGAUCUCACAUAUUUUGAUGUAUAUGUCAAUUUCAAUAUUGAUACAUUAUCAUAUAUGAUGGGAUUGUUCUUCUUACCGAUUGUCUUUACAUUUAUCUUCCCAGUAUUCGUAUUCAAUUUGGUUCAAGAGAAAGAGAAGAAGCUGUUCCAAGUUAUGAGUAUGAUGGGUUUGAAGAAUAUUACCUAUAUUCUUUCCAACUACCUAUUCUUUAUCAUUCUAUACCUUAUCAUUGCCACUGUAAUGAUUAUCAUGGGCUGUGCAGGAUCACUUCCAUACUUCUUGAAAGAACCAUUCAGAAUUAUCUUAUUGAUUGUUGUCUAUGGAUUUUCAUUGGUAUCAUUGGCAUUCCUCUUUAGUGCAUUCUUUUGGAAGUCGAAAACAUCUGCAAUUAUUUCUUAUAUUUUUGUUUUGGUUGCACCAUCUAUUGGUUCAAAUUUAGAUAUGUUUGUAUUUAGAUUAAAACCAGUCGCACUUCCAUAUCUAUGGGUACCACAAUUCGCAUUUUCACAUGGACUCUAUGUUGUCUUUAUUGCCUUGAGUACUUCCGAUGGUUCUUACGACUACAUGAUGUCAUUAAGUAACUAUUCAGAGUAUGGUAAAGUCGUAGUUACUCUGGUAAUGGAAGCAAUUGUAUUUUUCUUGCUCGGAGUUUACUUUAACAAUGUUAUUCCAAAGGAAUUCGGUGUUACAUUAUCACCAUUCUAUCCAAUUCAAGAAUUGAUUAAACUUUUCAAAAAGAAAGAUGAACAUGGUGAAACUACUAAACUCUUAGAAGAGACAUCAUUACUUGUAAAUGAUACUGAUGAUAUUAUUGAAGAAGAUCAAGAUUGUGCAAAUGAAAGAACCAAAGCAAAUUCAAAUCAAAAGUUCUUGUUGAAAGCAAUCAAUAUCAAAAAGACUUACAAGACAAAGGGUGUCGUGAAAGAAGCACUCGUUAACUUUUGUUUGACAUCUGGUGAAGGUGAGAUUCUUGGAUUGCUCGGACCAAACGGUGCUGGUAAGACAACAUUCAUUCAUAUCAUUGGUGGUAUGUAUAAACCAACGAGUGGUGAUGCUUUCAUCAAUGGUCUAUCGAUUAGAAAUGAAAUGCACGACAUCUACAAUUUCCUUGGAUUCUGUCCACAACACGAUAUUCUCUAUGAUGACUUGACCAUUCAACAACACUUGGAGUUCUACUCGAAACUGAAAGGUCUGUACGAUUCACACGAACAGAUUCUCCAACAUAUCGACUACGUGUUGGCAAAGGUCAAGCUUGAAGAGCAUAGAUUCAAGAGAAUCACCGAGUUGUCUGGUGGUAUGAAACGUCGUGUCUCGAUCUCAAUUGCAUUGCUUGGAAACAACAAAUUGAUUCUCCUCGACGAACCAUCAACAGGUCUCGAUCCAGAUGCACGUAGAAGUGUAUGGGAUAUCAUUCAAGAUAUUAGACAUGAUAAAACUAUUUUAAUUACAACACAUAAUAUGGAAGAAGCAGAUGUAUUGUCCAAUAAGAUUGCCAUUAUUGCAUCAGGUAGAUUGCAAUGUGUUGGAUCACCAAUCUAUUUGAAGAAUAGAUACGGUAAUGGAUUCAAACUGCAAAUCGUUCCAUUGAAUGAAGGUUUCCGCUCGUCACUCAUCAAAUUCGUACUUGACAACUACCCAAUGGCAAUGCAACAAGAAUCAGUCAGUGAUGAAUUGAUAUUCUUGAUUCCAAAAGACUCUGAUAUCAGUACAAUCUUUGAUAUUAUCUCUAAGAACAAACAUGAACUCGGUAUCAAAGAAUGGGGUGUCAGUCAAACCAGUCUUGAAGAUAUCUUUAUGAAGAUGGUUGAACGUGAAGAAGCAACCAGUACACAUCAAUAA